Messenger RNA from Pseudogymnoascus destructans, 414 nucleotides. RefSeq lists its product as uncharacterized. NCBI's taxonomy places the organism in Eukaryota, Fungi, Ascomycota, Leotiomycetes, Thelebolales, Thelebolaceae. The record is from RefSeq and is a predicted model, not a curated record. The transcript is spliced from 2 exons. The coding region runs from base 1 to 414 and encodes 137 amino acids.
AUGGGAGGGCUAGUGGUUAAGAAGGCCUACGUUCUUGGAAAGCACGACAAACAAUACUCAGGUCUCAUUGCUCAAGUGUAUGGAAAUUUGUUCCUAGCAACGCCUCAUCGCGGCGCCCAAUAUGCCAAGGUGUUGAAUAAUAUCUUGUCCACAUGUCCCCUUGUAACGGCACCCAAAGCCUAUGUUGCCGAACUCGAUACUCAGUCAAGUUCACUACAAGAUAUAAAUGAGCAGUUUCGCAUUUAUUGGGAGGAACUGCAACUCGGCAUCACGAAAGUUAUUAUCGUCGAAAAAGAGUCUGGAAUACUCGGGUAUCCCCAAGAAACGUCGAUGCCUUUAAAUGCAGAUCACCACAGCAUUUGCAAGUUUGAGAGCCCGGUGGAUGCAAACUACGUUACCGUGAGAACAUACUGA